GACGACGGCAGUACGGCGGGCGGCGCGGGGGGCGGUGAGGAAAAAAACAAAUGAUGUGACUGAUGCGGCACGGCAAAAUUGUUCGGCUAGCCCAGGAUUGUUCUUUCCCCAGCGCGUCUAAAGUCGCCGGUCCCGCUGCUCUUACUUUAUUUUCUCUCCGCUCCCUCUUUCUUUCCCUCACCAGCCUCCUUCUCACCUCCUUCCCUUUACUCCCUCCAACUCGCAACGCUCCUCUAACUCGCAAUAAUGGCUGCCGGCGCUGUCAAUGGCGAUAAGCCCAAGAGCACUUUCCUCUUUACCUCCGAGUCCGUCGGUGAGGGUCACCCCGACAAGAUUGCCGAUCAGGUCUCGGAUGCCAUUCUCGAUGCCUGCCUGGCGGAGGAUCCCCUCUCCAAGGUCGCUUGCGAGACGGCUACCAAGACUGGCAUGAUUAUGGUGUUCGGCGAGAUCACCACCAAGGCUCACCUCGACUACCAGAAGAUCAUCCGUAACACCAUUAAGGACAUUGGUUACGAUGACUCCGCCAAGGGCUUUGACUACAAGACCUGCAACGUCCUCGUUGCUAUUGAGCAGCAGUCGCCCGAUAUCGCUCAGGGUCUCCACUACGACGAGGCUCUUGAGAAGCUUGGCGCUGGUGACCAGGGUAUCAUGUUCGGCUAUGCUACCGACGAGACUCCCGAGCUGCUGCCCUUGACCAUUCAGCUGUCCCACAAGCUGAAUGCUGCUAUGAAGGAGGCCAGGAACGACGGCUCCCUCCCGUGGCUGCGCCCCGACACCAAGACCCAGGUCACGGUCGAGUAUGAGCACGAUGGCGGCGCCGUUGUUCCCAAGCGUGUCGACACUGUUGUCGUCAGUGCCCAGCAUGCUGAGACCAUCUCUACUGAGGAGCUCCGCAAGGAGAUCAAGGAAAAGAUCAUCCAGAAGGUUAUUCCGGCUCACUUGCUCGAUGACCGGACCGUCUACCACAUUCAACCCUCCGGCCUGUUCAUCAUUGGUGGUCCCCAGGGUGAUGCUGGUCUGACUGGCCGGAAGAUCAUCGUUGACACCUACGGUGGCUGGGGCGCCCACGGUGGUGGAGCCUUCUCUGGCAAGGACUACUCGAAGGUUGACCGUUCUGCUGCCUACCUCGGUCGCUGGAUGGCCAAGUCUCUUGUUAAGGCCGGUCUUGCCCGCCGUGCUUUGGUCCAGCUCUCUUACGCCAUCGGUGUCGCCGAGCCCCUCUCCAUCUUCGUCGAGACUUACGGCACUUCUGACAAGUCCUCGGAUGAGCUUGUCGAGAUCCUCCGCAACAACUUUGAUCUGAGGCCCGGUGUUAUUGUCAAGGAGCUGAACCUGACAAACCCCAUCUACUGCAAGACUGCCAAGAACGGCCACUUCUCGGACCAAAGCUUCACCUGGGAGCAGCCCAAGGAGCUGCAGUUCUAGAUACGCUUUACCUAUGAUUUAAUGACUCAACGUCAUGACGGGACAUUUGGUUUUUCAACAAAUAAUCGGCGUCAGGGAUACCAAAAUGGGUUUUGCAUAGUUGUGUGAGCAAAUCCUCCAGUAUUCAACAUAGACUCUAGAGCUUGCAACCGCAAGAGCUGCUAUUUGCUGGCUGAUAGA
Messenger RNA from Aplosporella prunicola CBS 121167, 1605 nucleotides. RefSeq lists its product as uncharacterized. Gene Ontology annotation, biological process: S-adenosylmethionine biosynthetic process. Gene Ontology annotation, cellular component: cytosol. The coding region runs from base 247 to 1425 and encodes 392 amino acids. Gene Ontology annotation, molecular function: ATP binding; methionine adenosyltransferase activity. The record is from RefSeq and is a predicted model, not a curated record. Lineage: Eukaryota; Fungi; Ascomycota; Dothideomycetes; Botryosphaeriales; Aplosporellaceae. The transcript has 3 exons.